Molecule: messenger RNA, 3530 nt
Organism: Etheostoma spectabile (orangethroat darter)
Lineage: Eukaryota; Metazoa; Chordata; Actinopteri; Perciformes; Percidae
Gene: fbxo31
Product: F-box protein 31
Exons: 10
Coding region: 112-1872 (586 amino acids)
Biological process (GO): SCF-dependent proteasomal ubiquitin-dependent protein catabolic process
Cellular component (GO): SCF ubiquitin ligase complex
Molecular function (GO): protein binding
Source: RefSeq, a predicted model, not a curated record
CAGAAGAAAUGUUUCUGCCCAUGCUCACAAGGACAGGAGGGGAUCCGCCAGACUGCAGCUGAUAGAUGUGUUGUGGCCAGUGAUGUAAUGUUGCCUGUUUGGUGACUACGGAUGGCUGUCUGUGCCAGGCUCUGCGGAGUGGGUCAGUCGCGGAGGUGCCGGAGGCGACAGCGGCAUAACCAGCAGGAUCAAGCUAGCGAUUCCGACAUGGAUGAGGAGGAAGAGGAGCGGAUCGUGGGUCCGAGGCAAGUCGACGUCGGCGACGGCGGAGGCCUUGAGAGCGGCGUCGCCACUGCAGGGCCGGGUGACGCUUGUGAAUAUGGCAGCGGUCAUGUCAACAGAGGAGGCUUUCUGGAUCGCACAAGCACGGGACCUCCGCACCCGCAGUCAUUAGCGGAGCUACCGCCGGAGCUUUUAGUGGAAAUAGUCUCCUUGCUUCCCGGGACAGCACUACCAAACGUUGCCCUCGUCUGCAAGAAAUUUAGACAAAUACUUAACACUGAAACCAUCUGGAGAAGGCGGUGCAUGGAAGAGUUUGGCAUGAAGGAUGAUCUGAGGAAGAUGGAAGUGGGAGGAGUAUCUAGCCGGGACCUCUAUGUUAAACGUGUCAACCCACGGGUGAAGUCUGGGCGCUUUAUGAAGCUCCUCCCGGAUUACGAGCACAUGGACUAUAGAGACGUGUACACACACUUGCUUCACCCUUACAGACAUAUCUUGGGCUUAUGGCAGCCUGACAUAGGGCCUUAUGGUGGAUUGCUCAAUGUUGUGGUGGACGGGCUGUUUAUCAUCGGCUGGAUGUAUUUGCCACCUCAUGACCCCCGUGUGGAGGAUCCCAUGAGACGACGGCCGCUCUUUCGUAUCCACUUGUUGGAAAGCAAUAAAGCCACUGUAGAGUGUAUGUACGGACACAAGGGUCCCCACAAAGGAGACAUACAGACUGUGAAGAAGGAUGAAUUUUCAACAAAGUGUAACCAGACUGAUUAUCACCGAAUGCCAGGGGGCAGACAGGAGGAGUUCAGAACAUGGUUGGAGGAAGAAUGGGGCCGGACACUGGAAGAAAUCUUUCAUGAGCACAUGCAGGAACUCAUCCUUAUGAAGUUUAUUUAUACCAGUCAAUAUGACAACUGUUUGACAUACCGGAGGAUCUACCUGCCUCCUGCGAUGCCCUCUGACCUGCUGCCCCCGGGCCUCUUCAAAGGCACCUACGGCAGUCAUGGCUUGGAGAUUGUCAUGCUCAGUUUCAUUGGGACUUAUGCAAGAGCCACCAAGCUUACUGGAGACCCCAAUGUUCCUGCAGGGCAACUCACUUUGGAUGUUGACCUGAGACGGCCUGUGGUUCUCCCAGACUUGGAGCAGCAGCGCAACAUAGAGGAGCUGUCCCGGCUGGUAAUGGGGGUACACGAGGAAGUGCAGAGAGAAGAUCAACAACAGGCCAUGGACACUUCUGCCGCAGCCAGAGGGGCAGCCGAGGGGGCCUCUGGUGGUGCCAGCGUAGCAGAAGGGGUGGAGCCAGACCAUGUCAUGACCUGUUCAGACAGCUGCCAGCCUGGCCCCAGUACCACCACCAGUCCUCCCGAAGCCCAGCCCUUCGUCCUGCCCCUGGGAGUUAUGGCUCGCAACGAGGUCUACCCUCGCACCUGCAGGAAAUGCUUCUAUGGGACAGGCCUGAUCGCUGGGCAUGGCUUUACAAGUCCAGAGCGCACCCCGGGGCUCUUUGUGCUGUUUGAUGAGGACCGUUUUGGUUUCAUCUGGCUGGAGUUGAAAUCUUUCAGUCUGUACAGUCGCCUGACGGACCACCUAGCUCACUCUCACGCCCCGAAUAUGGAGCGAUUUGAGGCCAUGCUGAUGAACAUGCAGUCCUGGACGUCCUGAUGAACCAUGUUCUAAGCUUCCCCUUACAAUACAUAAUAACAACCAUUUUUACACAAAUCCCCUCUGUCCUCUGCUAACUAAACGUUACCAAUGCGAUAGCUAUAACUUUCCACGUUCUGUCUAAAUCUGUUUUACAAUCAUUGCGUUUUACAGUCUAAUUAAGCUAGUAAUGCCACGCUGACUUGGCACACGUGCGCUCCUGUUCUUAGAGAAGCACUUCAAACGGCCUUCCAAGUCACCUUUUAUCGGCACACCUCAGUAUGAACGAAAUCCUCCAUUGCAGCAUGAAAGCAGGUCACAUUAACCUUUUAUUUAACUAUUUAUUUAUUUAUUACCUGCAGGAGAUGAGAUGGAGUGAGAUUUCAUACCACUUAGUGGGGAUAAAACUGUGCGUGCCUCUUAUUCUAAAAGCAUGUCUGUACUUGAUAGUGCUUGAAGAUGAUAAAGGUGUCCAAUGUAUUCUACUAUAUAGCAUUAUAUUGAUUUCAGUGCCCAACGUGAACUGCAUGCUGCAUUUUAUUUAGAUCUAAUUGCAUCUCACUCAUAAACACGACCUGAACAUGAUAUUCUAUUGUCAUUAAGCAGCAUGCCUUCCUUUUUGUUAUGUUUUGCUUUAAAAAAGCAAAAACAAAAAAAAGGUUCUCAGUUUUUUUUUUCUCAGCGAAAAACCGGACUAAAGUAUUUAUGUUUAUAACAACAAUGUAUCAAGUCCCAUUCAUUUUACUCAUUUGUCCAGUAGAAAAACAAAGUAAGUACAAUUUUCUAACUAUUGAGAAGCAAGGGUUUGCUGUCUUAACACUUCAGCUACUACAUCAGCAAGUUUUGGCCCUUUGAACUUGAGAGAUAGUGAUGCUGUUGAAAUGGUUAAGUCUGCAGCGAGGAACUCUUUAUCUCCUACAGCUACUGGAGGAGGAACUCCUUGCAGCUCAGUUAGACCUUUAAUAACCCCACAAAUGACGUAAUAUGUAAAUUGGAAAGAUAUAUUGUACUGCAAUAGAAUAACAUAACCUAUACAUAAGCUGAUCAAAAUUAUGCAGUUUUUGAAGACUUGUAUUACGAUGGUCUGAAACAGAAACUUCUCUAACAUUUUAAAUGUAUUGCAUUUGUUGUUUGUUUCAUUGGCUGAUGUAACUUUUGUCUGGCUUUAUACCUGCAAAGCUAUUCCCUCCAGUUUUCCAGUUUGUUGUGGACUUGAGACCAGGCUACAAACAGGUUAAAGUACAUUUUGAUGUACAAAGUAAGUGUCUGUAUGGCUCAUUACAGCCUGAUGGUGUUGCCCUGUAGCUUUCUUACUCCAAGUGCACUUUUCUGGGCAUUAUAGUGAAUCAUUCAAAACCACUGGCCAACACUUUUGUAAAAGACUGCAGCUUUACUAACAUUUGCAAAAGAUAAAGAAAAAGUGUCAACUUCAUUUUAUUAUUUUCCUUCUAAAUUUAGUAUACUUAUUUUAUACAAUCCACUUUGUUUACCCAGCUGUUUGAAUGAGUUGCCUACGAAAAGUAUUGUAUUAUAUAGUAUUGUUGUACUAUUCUCAUUGCAAUACGCCUGGUUUUGCAGAAACAAACUAAGUUUGACUUAUUGAACUGCUCACAUUGGACUUCAGGGAGCUUUACAGCUUCAGCGCUCCUCCCAGUAAUAAAAACUACAAAACUGAAAAA